AAAGUGAAACUAUGUAACGUGCGCUUCAUGUCGUAUCUUCUCUCUCACUUACACUGAUGCUGCUUGUUUCCUGGUUUUGUCACCUGGCGCUGGCUGGCUCUCUCUGAAGUCGGAUCCCAUCGGUGUCGUCACUAGCUGCGGUAGAGGGAGACCGAAGAGGCGAAGACCAACUUUUCACACCAGGAAAAGGGGCGUCGAUAAAAAUAAUGGUAGUGGAGGAGAGAUGGUGCGUGGUGACUGGAGGGAGAGGAUUUGCUGCGCGGCAUUUGGUGGAAAAGCUCAUCGCCUACGAAAUGUUUUCCGUGCGGAUUGCCGACUUGGGCCCCACCAUUGAGCUUGAACCAACCGAGGAGAAGGGCCCCCUCGGCGAAGCCUUACGCUCUGGCCGCGCCGUGUAUGUUCAUACCGAUCUCCGAAACAAGGCCCAUGUGGUGAAAGCAUGUGAAGGAGCGGAGGUCGUAUUCCACAUGGCUGCGCCAAAUUCAUCGAUUAACAAUUAUCAGCUGCAUCAUUCGGUGAAUGUGGAAGGGACAAAAAAUGUUAUUGAUGCUUGCACUGAGCUAAAAGUAAAGAGAUUGAUUUAUACUAGCUCUCCUAGCGUGGUCUUUGAUGGGAUUCAUGGGAGUUUCAAUGGGGAUGAGUCGUUGUCAUAUCCGGCUAAGCACAACGAUUCGUAUUCAGCAACUAAAGCUGAAGGAGAGGCAUUGGUAAUCAAAUCAAAUGGGACUAAUGGACUUUUAACAUGCUGUAUACGUCCUAGCGGCAUUUUUGGCCCUGGAGAUAAGUUGUUGGUUCCAUCUUUAGUAGCUGCUGCAAGGGCGGGGAAAUCUAAGGCAUAUUUUAUCACCAACAUGGAACCUAUAAAAUUUUGGGAGUUUGUUUCGCUUAUUCUGGAAGGACUUGGCUAUGAGGGGCCAAGAAUAAAGAUCCCUGCCUUUGUCAUGAUGCCAAUUGCACAUAUGGUGGAGUGGACAUAUAGGCUGUUUGGCCCAUAUGGGAUGAAGGUUCCACAAUUGACACCUUCAAGAAUUAGACUCCUAUCUUGCAGCAGAUCUUUUAAUUGUUCAAAAGCAAAGGAUCUACUUGGCUAUGAACCCAUCGUCUCCCUUCAGGAUGGUAUAAAGAGGACAAUUGAGUCAUACUCACACUUGAGGGCUGAUCAUCUACACAAAAGAGAAGGACCGUCGAGAGCUUCCGUAUAUCUUGGAAGUGGAAGGGUUGCUGACAUGUUACUCUGGAGGGAUAAAAGGCAGACACUUACUGCUUUAUUACUAUUGGUUGCAAUUUACUACAACUUCAUUGCAUCUGGAUUUAUCCUCCUAAGCGGCCUUUCAAAGCUUCUUUUGGCAACCUCAAUAUUCUUGUUUAUCCAUGGCAUUUUACCAGAAAAGAUAAUGGGAUAUACAGUGGAGAAAAUACCCCCAUCACGUUUUUAUUUGUCAGAAGAGAAGUCGAGAAGAGUUGCUUCAUCGGUGGCGUCAUCUUGGAAUGCUGCUGUUAAUGUUUUAAAGUAUCUUUCGAUGGGAAAGGACUGGGUUCUGUUCCUUAAGGUUGUUCUCUCUCUAUUGCUUCUUAGCUUCCUUGGAACCAUUUCACUUCAGAGCUUUUUUGUCAUAGUUCUUCCAGUUGUCUUUAUAGCCUUUUAUGUGUAUGAAAAAAAGGAGAAGGAAAUCGAUUCUUUGGUUCUGGGAACUCUUUCUCUCGGACGCAAGUUGAAGUCAGAUGUUGUCAAGAAAGUUGUUACUUCCAAGAAGAGUGAUUGACUUCCGGUAGCCCAAAUUUUCCUUCUCUAAGAAGUGGUGCUAUCAUUUUUUAUUUUAUCGUUUGGAGCCAUUUGCCUGAUGUUUUGAUUAUUUGAAAAAGGGGCUCAUGGACAUGUGGUUGCUUUCUGGUUGCUGUUAGCCUGUUUGUAUCUGAGUACGGUUUAUGCAAGUCUUUGGAGUAGAUAAGGUAUUCGAUAUGUUUGAACACGCCAUGACUCUUCUCUCCCUUUUUGGCGCUCUACCAACACACUUCCCAAUUGUUGAACUCAUAAUGCUAUGAUUUUCUUUAACUACAUUGUAUGUUCUUGCGCUGUAAUGGACCAUUUCCCUUUAUUUCAGUGGAAAGUGAUACAUGAAGAAGAGUUUGUAUUUA
Juglans regia (Persian walnut) is the source of this 2136-nucleotide messenger RNA. Its product is annotated as 3beta-hydroxysteroid-dehydrogenase/decarboxylase. The record is from RefSeq and is a predicted model, not a curated record. Lineage: Eukaryota; Viridiplantae; Streptophyta; Magnoliopsida; Fagales; Juglandaceae. Gene Ontology annotation, biological process: steroid biosynthetic process. The transcript has 12 exons. The coding region runs from base 207 to 1763 and encodes 518 amino acids. Gene Ontology annotation, molecular function: 3-beta-hydroxy-Delta5-steroid dehydrogenase (NAD+) activity.